AUGCCUCUGAGUGGAUUCAUACCGCAUUCGGACCCAUUACUAAGUUCCCUCUCCUCCGCACUCCUAACCUCCUCCCUAGGCCCAGAGUACUUCGGACACCAUUUUUCCGAAGUAAAGAUUAUGUACAGUCUUCGGUAUGGUUCAGGUAUAGCGAUGGUAGAGUGGCUGAAUUGUGGUUUAGGCUUUAACAGCAGUAUAAGGCGCUUUGCCAAACAGUUCGUAGAACAGGAAACUCUGGGCCUAGGAGAGAUUUAG
Lindgomyces ingoldianus is the source of this 255-nucleotide messenger RNA. RefSeq lists its product as uncharacterized. The transcript is spliced from 4 exons. The coding region runs from base 1 to 255 and encodes 84 amino acids. The record is from RefSeq and is a predicted model, not a curated record. Lineage: Eukaryota; Fungi; Ascomycota; Dothideomycetes; Pleosporales; Lindgomycetaceae.